UCUGUUUAGGGGUCAGUGCUCUAAAAUGAGUCUCUCUGGGGAGAGAGAGGAGGGGGGUCCUGCCUCUAAAAUGAGUCUCUCUGGGGAGAGAGAGGAGGGGGGCCCUGCCUCUAAAAUGAGUCUCUCUGGGGAGAGAGAGGAGGGGGGCCCUGCCUCUAAAAUGAGUCUCUCUGGGGAGAGAGAGGAGGGGGGUCCUGCCUCUAAAAUGAGUCUCUCUGGGGAGAGAGAGGAGGGGGGUCCUGCCUCUAAAAUGAGUCUCUCUGGGGAGAGAGAGGAGGGGGGUCCUGCCUCUAAAAUGAGUCUCUCUGGGGAACAUGACACCAAAGCUAAGAGCCCAAUCAAGCAGGAGAGACCAGCCUCCCCUGUACCCAGCUGUGUGUCCAUGAAGAGUGACAAGUCUAUGAUGCAACCUAUGAACUUUAGAGAGGGAGACUUUUCUACUGAACAAAGGUACAAGGACAAGGUAGCACAUCCGGUGAACAGGUCAGGGUUCCACAACCUCAGGAAGACCAGCGGAAACUGGAUCAGCAGCACUACAAGACCAAUCAAGCAGGAGAGACCAGCCUCCCCUGUACCCAGCUGUGUGUCCAUGAAGAGUGACUGGUCUAUGGGUCGUCCUAUACAGUUUAGAGAGGGAGACUUUUCUACUGAACAAAGAAACCAACAGGAGAGAUCAGAGUCAGAGAUUCUCAGUGGUCAGUCUUCCCAGAGUCAUCAAACAGACCUGGACUCCAUAUUCACUAUGCUUGAAGAGAAUAUUAUGACAUUUGUGAAGAACGAGCUGAAGAUGUUCAAGAGGAUUCUUAGUCCAGAACUCCCAGAAGGCUUUGAGAGUCAGAAGCAGGAAGUGGUGGAUGCUGAAGAUGAGAAGCAGGAGAGCAGUGCCAGAGAGGGGGCUCUGAAGAUCACACUGCACGUCCUGAGGAAAAUGAACCAGAAGGAGCUUGCUGACACACUGGAGAAAUAUGAGCUUGCUGUGAUUUACCAACGUGAACUCAAAUCUAAUCUAAAGAAGAAGUUUCAAUGUGUAUUUGAGGGGAUCGCUAAACAAGGAAACCCAACACUUCUCAAUAAGAUCUACACAGAGCUCUACAUCACAGAGGGUGGAACAGGAGAGGUCAAUAAUGAACAUGAGCUGAGACAGAUUGAGACAACAACCAGGAAACAAGCAAGACCAGAGACUGCAGUCAAAUGUAACGACAUCUUCAAACCCUUAACUGGACAAGACAAACCUAUCAGAACUGUGCUGACAAAGGGAGUCGCUGGCAUUGGAAAAACAGUCUCUGUGCAGAAGUUCAUUCUGGACUGGUCUGAAGGAAAAGCAAAUCAGGAUGUCCAAUUUGUAUUUUCAUUCCCUUUUCGGGAGCUGAAUUUGAUGAAAGAGGAAAAUCUCACAUUCAUUGAACUUCUCAAUCACUUCUUAUUGGAAACCAAAGAAUCAAGAAUCUCCAUCUCCAACAAGUACAAAGUUCUGUUCAUCUUUGAUGGUCUGGAUGAGUGCCGACUGCCCCUAGACUUCCAGAAGAACAAGAUCUGUUGUGACGUCACAGAGUCAACCUCAGUGGAUGUUCUGCUGACAAAUCUCAUCAAGGGAAAUCUGCUUCCCUCUGCUCUCCUCUGGAUAACUACCCGACCUGCAGCAGCCAAUAAGAUCCCUUCAUGGUGUGUUGACCAGGUGACAGAGGUACGAGGUUUCAAUGACCCACAGAAGGAGGAGUACUUCAGGAAGAGAUUCAGUGAUGAGGACCUGGCCAGCAGAAUCAUAUCACACAUAAAGACAUCAAGGAGCCUCUACAUCAUGUGCCACAUUCCAGUCUUCUGUUGGAUUUCUGCAAUAGUCCUUGAACACAUGCUGGAACAUAAGAGAGAAGAGAUGCCCAAGACUCUGACUGAGAUGUACACACACCUUGUGGUGUUUCAUACCAAACAGAAUAAUGAAAAGUAUCUUGGGAAAGAAGAGACAGGUCCACACUGGAAUAAAGAGAGCAUUCUGUCACUGGGAAAACUGGCUUUUCAACAGCUUGUGAAGGGCAAUCUGAUUUUCUAUGAAGAAGACCUGAAAGAGGCUGGCAUUGAUGUCAAUGAAGCCUCAGUGUACUCAGGAUUGUGCACACAGCUCUUUAAAGAGGAAUGUGGUCUGUACCAGGACAAGGUGUACUGCUUUGUUCAUCUGAGCAUUCAGGAGUUUCUGGCUGCUGUAUAUGUGUUCCUCUCAUUCAUCAACAACAAUGAGAAUCUAAUGGAUGAUCCUCAAUCAAUGUUCAGCCACUUUACUGCGCUGUUCAGAGACAAGCCUAAAGUUACUGUCUACAAGAGUGCUGUGGAUAAAGCCUUACAAAGUGAGACGGGAAACCUGGACCUUUUCCUCCGCUUCCUUCUGGGCCUCUCACUGGAGACCAAUCAGAAGCACUUACGAGGUCUACUGACAAAGACAAGAAGCAGCUCAAAGACCCAUGAAGAAACAGUCAAGUACAUCAAGGAGAAGAUCAGGGAGAAUCCCUCUCCAGAGAGGAGCAUCAAUCUGUUCCACUGUCUGAAUGAACUGAAUGACCAUUCUCUAGUGAAGGAGAUCCAAAGAUACCUGAGAUCAGGAAGUCUCUCAGAACCCUACCUGUCACCUGCACAGUGGUCAGCUCUGGUCUUUGUGUUGCUGACUUCAGAAAAGGAGCUGGAUGUGUUUGACCUGAAGAAAUACUCCAGAUCAGAGGAAGGUCUUCUGAGGCUGCUGCCAGUGGUCAAAGCCUCCAGAGCUGUUCUGCUGUCAGGCUGUGGAGUCACAGAGGAAGGCUGUGCUUCUCUGGUCUCAGCUCUGAGGUCAAACCCCUCACACCUGAGAGAGCUGGAUCUGAGAAACAAUGACCUGAAGGACUCAGGAGUGAAGCUGCUCUCUGCUGUACUGGGGAAUCCCCACUGUAAACUGGAGACUCUGAGGCUGUCAGGCUGUCUAGUCACAGAGGAAGGCUGUGCUUCUCUGGUCUCAGCUCUAAGGUCAAACCCCUCACACCUGAGAGAGCUGGACCUGAGCUACAAUCACCCAGGAGACUCAGGAGUCAGACUGCUCUCUGCUGGACUGGAGGAUCCACACUGCAGACUGGAGAAACUCAAUGUGGAACAUGGUGGAGAGAACAGAAUGAAACCUGGGAUUAGAAAAUAUGUCUGUGAUCUCACACUGGACCUAAACACAGUAGACAGACUGCUCUCUCUGUCUGAGGAGAACAGAAAGGUGACACGUAGGAGAGAGGAGCAGCCGUAUCCUGAUCACCCAGAGAGAUUUGAGGACUGUGGACAGGUGCUGUGUAGAGAGGGUCUGACUGGGUGCUGUUACUGGGAGGCAGAGUGGAGUGGGAGGAGGGCUGUUAUAGGAGUGACAUAUAAAGGAAUCAGCAGGAGAGGAAGGGGUAAGGACUGUUGUCUUGGAUACAAUGACAAGUCCUGGAGUCUGUUCUGCACUGACAACAGUUACAGAGCCUAUCACAAUAAUAAUCUCACUACCAUAGACGUCCCCCCCUCCAGCUCCCACAGAGUAGGAGUGUAUCUGGACUGGCCAGCCGGCACUCUGUCCUUCUAUAGAGCCUCCUCUGACACACUGACCCAUCUGAACACAUUCACCUCCACAUUCACUGAGCUCCUCUAUCCAGGGAUUUGGGUUGAUUACAACUCCUCGGUGUCCCUGAAAUAAUAACCUGACAUCAGUGAUACACACACACACACACACUGGACACACACACACACACACACACACACUGGACACACACACACACACUGGACACACACACACAGACUGGACACACACACAGACUGGACACACACACACACACACACACACACAGUGGACACACAGGACACACACACACACAUGCGUGUCUUCCUAUAAUUGUGACAAUAACACUGUUAAAAUACCAAUGUGAUCAUUUGUUGUCUUUAUGUUGAAUAACAAAUUGUAUAAUUAUAUAUGGACAUACGCUCCAUAGUUGUACAAGUAUACAAGGAUAUAUUGUACUUUUCAUAAUAAAACAUAGUUGAAACAAGAAAAGCA
Molecule: messenger RNA, 4036 nt
Organism: Salvelinus fontinalis (brook trout)
Lineage: Eukaryota; Metazoa; Chordata; Actinopteri; Salmoniformes; Salmonidae
Product: NLR family CARD domain-containing protein 3-like
Exons: 11
Coding region: 26-3679 (1217 amino acids)
Molecular function (GO): protein binding
Source: RefSeq, a predicted model, not a curated record